Messenger RNA from Condylostylus longicornis, 1023 nucleotides. Its product is annotated as keratin, type II cytoskeletal 1-like. The transcript is spliced from 2 exons. The coding region runs from base 1 to 1023 and encodes 340 amino acids. NCBI's taxonomy places the organism in Eukaryota, Metazoa, Arthropoda, Insecta, Diptera, Dolichopodidae. The record is from RefSeq and is a predicted model, not a curated record.
AUGAAAGGAUUUCUUGUCUUUUUAUGCAGUAUUAGUGCAGCCAUUGCAGCUCCACAAUAUAAUUACAAUGCACCAAGCGGAGGAGUUGGUGGAGGCAGUUUUGGUGGUGGACAUUUAGGAGGCGGUGGUAUUGGUGGUGGUCACAUUGGAGGAGGAGGCAUUGGUGGUGGACAUAUCGGUGGUGGAGGUCAUUUUGGUGGUGGUAACAUUGGUGGAGGUAGCAUUGGUGGCGGAUCAAUUGGAUCUAGUGGAUUUGGUGGAAAUAUUGGUGGUGGUAGCAUUGGCGGAGGGUCUUUCGGAGGUGGUCAUGGUGGAUUUGGUGGUGGAAGCAUUGGCGGAGGAUCUUUCGGAGGUGGUCACGGUGGAAUCUCACAUGGUGGCGGUGCUGCUGGUGGCCAACAAACAAUUGUUACAAAACAAUUCUUUAUUCAUUCAGCACCCGAAGAACAAGAUGAAGUCGGUGGCGAUAAAGUUAUUAACUUAGGUCCAGGACGUAAACAUUAUCGUGUUGUGUUUAUUAAAGCACCACAUCAAGGCGCACAAGCUGGUAAAGUAAGAUUUAUUGCACCAGCCAAUGAAGAAAAGACUGUCAUUUAUGUCUUGAGCAAGAAGACUGAUUUAGCUGAUAUUCAAGCUGAUGUACAACAAGCUCAUUCAGAACCAAGUAAACCUGAUGUGUUCUUCAUUAAAUAUAAAACCGCUGAAGAAGCAGCUCACGCUCAAAGACAAAUUCAAACUCAGUACGAUCAGUUGGGUGGUACUUCACAAGUUUCAGAUGAAGGUGUUGCCCCAGUUCAAUCAGUCAUUGGUGCUUUGGGAAAUACUGGAGGUGCUGGAGUUGGAGGACAAGGAGGUGGUUUCUCGACAGGAAGUGGUGUAUCUGGAAUCGGAGGAUCAUUUGGUUCAACUGGUGGCGGUCAUAUUGGUGGAGGAUCAAUUGGCGGUGGUCAUAUCGGUGGUGGUCAUAUCGGUGGCGGUAGUAUUAGUGGUGGUGGUGCUUCAUAUUUACCUCCAAGGCACUAA